CGUAAUUUGUAGUACCCACACAUGACCACACCAAAAUUCCCUACAUUUUCUUCCCCAUUUCUAGAGAGAGAAACAAAACCCCAUUCAGACCCCGACAUUUUCUUUUUCCUCUCUCCUGCAGUCGCGAGGGCUUUUGGCAGAUCGAUUAACUUGGGGGUUUUGUUUUCGAAUUAUUAUUUUUUUUCCUCGAUUCAAUUUCGCUUCUUUCGUUUCUUUCGUGUUAUCUUUUGAACUCAUGUGAAACUGAGCAAUGGAGUAUGUGGGCAGACGGGUGACGAAGGAGUUCCAAGGCCACGGGACGAACUUCGGUUUGGUUCAGGCGUACGAACCGGCAACUGGGGUUUUCAAGAUAGAGAACGACGGUGGAGUUUCUGAAGAAUUGGAGCUCGCCAACGUUUCUUCUCUCAUGCUGUCCACCGAGUCUCCACCUCCGCCGCCGUCUGGGGCUCCGAUCAGGAAACGAGGCCGCCCAAAAAAGCGACGCUGCAUUGUGAAUGAAGGUACGGAUAACUGUAAUCCCGAAAUUGAGGGUGGGGUUGGUGAGAAUUUGUUGGCUAGAGAGGCGGGCCCCGGGGUUUUUGAUUUGAAUACGAAUAGAGGAUUGGAUUUGAAUGUUGAUGCGUUAAAUGCUAUCAGCAGCGAGGAUCAUGGGGUCAAUGUGGCUGUUGCUGAGGGAAACCUACGUGGCUUCGAUUUGAACGAGGGUGUGAAUUUGGAGUUGAAUGAGAAGUCUUGUCUGAAUAAUGUUAGUUGGAUUUCAGGAAAAGAAAUUAUUGAUCUGAAUUUGGAUGCAAGUGAAGAUUGCGAGAAGUUGACUGAUGGGAGAGAAGGGCGUUGCUUUGACCUAAAUUUACAGUUGACUGAGGAUGAGAUGAGGAAUAUGGAAGAAUGUGAGCUGCUAAAGGGAGCAAAUGAAAGCUUUCUUGCUGAAAGAAAGAUGAAAGUGAGCGAAGGUUUGUCUGAGCAUGAUAUCAAGGAAAAUUUAGUGAAUAUGGAUAGCGGAAAUCAUAGUGCUAAUUUAGAGAAAAAAGAAGAUAGCCCAAUGAGGAACUGUGUUUCUGGGGUCGAUAAUGGAAUUGUGGCUACACAAAAGAAGAAAAGGGGUAGAAAGAGAAAAGAUGAUUCGGUUGAUGAUAUUGAAGUAUCCACCCCAAAGCCACAAAAUGGGAACUUGGAACCAGAGUUGGAUAGUGUGGAAGGAACUCCAUUGAAAACAGGUGAUGAUUUGGUUGAUUAUGAAAAUGGAAUUUCGGGAGUUGUUACUAGAGGAAGAAGAGUUAGGAAGAUAAGAGAGGUAUCAGAGAAUGUUGUUGUUCCCUUGCCAACUCCAGGAACAGGAUUGAGAAGGAGCAGCCGUAGAGCAAAAAGAGAAACUUUGUCUGAUUCGGAUAAAGUCUCUAAUGCAGCAGACUUAGACGACAUUGAUCAAAAGUUGCCUUCUCCAGAGAUCAGUUUCAUGUCUCAAGAAAAGAAAAUGACAAAAUCUCGUCGGAAAGCUCCUUGUCCUGUUAUUCUUUCACCUAAAGUGGAGCUGCCACGGCCUUCUUGCAACCUGGACCUAGGCAGAGUCCCUGUGGUCGAUUUAAUUUCUGCUUAUGCAUUCUUGAGGUCAUUUAGCACUUUGUUAUUUUUAAGCCCCUUUGAAUUGGACGAUUUUGUGGUUAGUGUUAAAUGCACAAACUCGACAUUAUUAUUCGACUCGAUUCACGUUGCCCUUCUGAGAACUUUACGAAAGCAUCUUGAGUCACUCUCCAAUGAAGGUUCUGUGUCGGCAAUCAAUUGUCUAAGGUCUCUUAAUUGGGAUCUUCUCGACUUGAUCACAUGGCCGAUGUUUGCAGUUGAGUAUCUAUUACUGCACAGCCCUGGGCAUAUUCCUGGCUUAGAUCGUCGUCACUUGAAGAUUCUUCUGAAUGACUAUUACAAACUGCCCGUCUCAGCAAAAUUCGAGAUACUGCAACAUCUUUGUGAUGAUGUCGUUGAAGUAGAGGCAUUUAGGUUAGAACUGAGCAGAAGGACGUCGGCAACAGAAUACCACAUGGAUUUGGCCCGUGAUGUGAAAUUCGAGAGUUCUCGUAAAAGAAAGCCUGCCAUGGAUGUUGCUAGCACGUCUUGUGUCACAGAAGAGGAUGCCGUGGAACCUGCAGAUUGGAAUAGUGAUGAAUGUUGCCUUUGUAAGAUGGAUGGGAGCUUGAUAUGCUGUGAUGGUUGCCCUGCAGCAUUUCAUUCGAGAUGUGUGGGUGUUGUCAGCAGCCUUUUGCCUGAGGGCGACUGGUAUUGUCCUGAAUGUGCCAUCGAGAAAAAUAAGCCUUGGAUGAAAGUGGAAAAGUCAACCCGAGGAGCACAACUUUUGGGGAGUGAUCUUUAUGGACGGAUGUUUUAUAGUAGCUGCGGUUACCUGUUGGUGUUGGAAUCAUGUAAUGAAGAAUAUUCGUUUUGUUGCUACAAUAAAAAUGACUUGCCUGCCCUUAUCGAAGCUCUGGAGUCAGCCCCAUUUGUUUAUGACUCUAUUAUAAGUGCGAUAUGUGAGCAUUGGAAUGUAGUUCGUGGAGAAGGUGGGCCCAAAAAUGAUUUUGACUUGCGUUCCUGUUCUGUACAGUCAACUUUUCCUGAAAAAGGGCAGCUGCAAAAUAGAGAUAUGGCACCAUCAGAAUUUCUUAACAAGAAUGAGUUUUUUGCUGAAAAGAGGUCUGAUGAAAUGUCCGUGGCGAGUACUGGAAAUACUUUUUCCAAUAAUACAGAACUUGAUAAUGCAAAGAAUGGAAUAGCCAUGCUGGAGAGUGGCAACAACGUAUUGAAAAUGGAAAAUCAUGUGGCAAGUUCUGAAGGGUCAAAUGAUGUCAUGCAGACAUUCUCAAAUACUGAUACCUCAAAGGAAAAAGGUCCUGAUUCUUCGACGAGAGAGCGUGAAAGUUUGAACGAUUGUCAUAUUCUUGGGAAGCCUGUGGAUGGUGGAGAUCAUCACAUGACUUUGACCUCUGUAAAUGUAGAAAAAGAGAAGAAUCUUGGUUCAGAGAAUCAUAGUUAUGCACCCGACAGUAUAAACUCCAAAGUGUUGUCUCCAGUGCAUUGCCAGAGUAAAUAUGCCAAUUGUUAUGAGUUAGCUCGAACAGCAUCAUCAUUUUAUGAAGAAUUCACUAGUAAAUCAUCUGGCAAGACCUCUGAAGCUACCCUAAAAACUGUUGAAGAAAUUAUAGCAGGACAGGUGAAGGUUGUAUCGAACAGAUUUGCCGAGUUUUCUUGGUCGAAUAUUCAGAAAUCAAAUGUGAAAUCCAGGAAGGAAAGAUGUGGUUGGUGCUUCUUUUGCAGGUUUCCUGAAGAUGAAAGGGACUGCUUAUUUAUCAUGAAUGAUGCUAUUCCAGCUGUAGAGAAUUUUACAUGCGAGAUUUUUGAACUUCAGUCUGGAGAGAGGAAGAACCAUAUUCUUGACAUCAUGUGCCAUAUCAUAUGCUUGGAAGGUCAUCUGCAGGGUCUUCUUUUAGGUCCAUGGUUAAAUCCAAAUUACUCCUUGCUAUGGCGCAAAAGUGUUCUUGAAGUGGUCGAUUUGGCUCCGCUGAAGAUGCUGCUGCUCAACCUCGAGUCGAAUUUGCAUCAUCUAGCAAUUUCUGAUGACUGGCGAAAACAUGUCGAUUCUGUUGUUACAAUGGGCUCUGCUUCUCAUAUUAUCAGCAGUUCUGCUCGAGCAUCCCCAAAACAUGGCGUUGGCAGGAAGAAGGCUAAGUCUUCUGAGGUGGGGAUUACUCCAUCUUCAAAUGCUGCCACUGGACUUAGUUUAUUCUGGUGGAGAGGUGGAAGGGGUUCGCGUAUGCUAUUUAGUUGGAAGGUUUUACCUCGCACUCAGGUUUCGAAGGCUGCCCGACAAGGUCUGAAGAUACUGGUGGAGGCAAGAAGAUACCUGGUGUACUAUACCCCGAGAUUGGAGAAUAUGCCAAGCGUACUAAAUCUGCUUCUUGGAGAGCUGCAGUUGAGACAUCGACGAGUGUGGAGCAGCUGGCACUCCAGGCAUAUCAGGGAGCUCGACGCAAAUAUUAGAUGGAUUGAUAUUUGGAAGUCUAACCUUAUCUCCAAGAUAGACAAAGACAUAAAAAAACCUGUCAAGUCAUUUAAAAAGGUUAUAAUCCGUAGGAAAUGCUCUGAGGGAUCAGUGGUCAGGUAUCUUUUGGAUUUUGGCAAAAGAAGAUUUAUCCCUGAUGUAGUUCUGAAACAUGGAACCAUGUUUGAAGACUUCUCAAAUGAAAAGAAAAGAUAUUGGCUGGAAGAAUCUCAUGUGCCAUUGCAUCUCUUGAAAUCCUUCGAGGAGAAAAGAGUUGCUCGUAAAUCUAAUAAGAUGAAUUCUGGAGAACUUCAUGAGAGCAGGGGAAUAAUGAGGAAGCCUGUCGAGAAAAAAGGAUUCGAAUAUCUCUUCUUGAAAGCUGAGAGACCAGAGAAUUAUCAGUGUGGGCAGUGCAAGAAAAAUGUUCUAGUCAGGGAGGCUAUUAUCUGCCAUCAUUGUAAAGGUAUACGCCUCAAUUUGCUAAGGCUUUUCUAUUGUGUUGGUCUUGGCUUUUUCCAUAAAAGGCAUGUAAAGAAAUCUGUUGGGUCCUCUAUAUCUGCAUGUACAUUUACUUGCCAUAAAUGCCUGAGUGGUCAGCUUGUGAAAGCUCAUGGAAAGAAGGGGAAAUCUCAGUUUUCAAUAAUUAAAAAAACAUCAAAACGACUGAAGUCAUUAUGGUCAAAGAAAGGCAAAAAGAUGGGGAGAGUAAAGGGAAAAGUGAAAUCUAAAAACCCUGAAGGGGUUCCUUCGGUAGUACCUUUGCGAAGAUCUGCGAGGAAUGCCGAACGUGUUGCGAAGAUACCUUUGCGGAGUACUAAGGUGAAAAAACGGAAGAGGAGAAAACAGUCAAAAUCAGAAAAGGGCUCAUCUAAGAAGCCCAAAAUUAGUAGUUGUAAGAAGAGGACACCUGCCAAUAGCAGUUACUGGUUGAACGGUCUACAGUUAUCAAGAAAGGAAAAUGAUGAAAGGUUGAUGCAUUUCAGGAGUAGGACGCUUCUUGUGCUUCCUGGGGAGGAGACUUCUGUACUCUAUAACCCAAAAUGCAGCCUCUGUGGCGAACUGGAGCAUAAAUCUGACUUGAUUUAUGUGGCUUGUGAACUUUGUGGAGUUUGGUUGCAUUUUGAUGCUUUGAAUCCUAGAGCUGGUGAGAUUGAAAAUAUUAUUGGCUUCAAGUGCCACUUGUGUCUGCAUAAACGGCCUCCUCUCUGCCCUCAUCCUUGUCCAAUUGAAAAUAAGGACGGACUAAUUACAGAAAGGAAGACCGAUACUGAAUGCACCAUGGAGAAGUCCAAUUGUUUGACUGACCCCAUUUGACAGAUCCCCAUGUCCGAAAUCUCAUUCAGACAGUAAAUCCAAGGAUGAAGGUGUGUUUGUUAAUUUGGAAAGCAGCCAUCUGAGACUGUGUGCCUGAGUAGGACCAGAAAAGAUAGACUUCAUAUUGCGUGAGAAGAUUUGACUUGGUAACUGUUAAAUUGAACAUGGUAUUUAUUGAGGAGGCACCGAAGCUGAAUGUUCACCCUUAACUCAUAACUUUGUGUAGUAUGGUUUGUAAAACAAUAGUUCGGUUGCUGCUUGUGGGGGAGGAAAUUGUAGAUUAGAUUUGAGUCAUACCUUUUGCCUUGUACUAGGUAUUGUGCUUAUAGUACAGAUGUAAAACCUUUUUAGAAUUCUUGAUAUAUCAUUUGACAUUAAAAAGUUCAUUUAGAUGAUUUUCGUUAAAUUUAGAGCAAGUAAUUAUCAACUUAUUCACUCUGGAAGAUGUGUUUUUAUAUUGUGCAGAAUAGUUAUAUGGAUAUAGUACA
Molecule: messenger RNA, 5832 nt
Organism: Striga asiatica
Lineage: Eukaryota; Viridiplantae; Streptophyta; Magnoliopsida; Lamiales; Orobanchaceae
Source: the annotation of a GenBank genome assembly